CAGACAAAGAGUACUUGCUUAAGUGCUUAAGCUUAAUGUCUUUUACUUUUUCUAAAAUUUUGUACCUUUUGUCCUGUUGUCGCUUCUGUAACAACAAUGGGGAAGCUAAACCCAUGAGGAUUAUUUUUAAAAAUACCCUCUAGGCUUCUGCAGCUGAAAUCCCAGGUAAAACUAGAUCCCAAUCUAAUAGAGAAACAAUUCGGAAAAUCAGAAAACAAAAAAGACAAAGAUCUGAAAUUUUCAUUAAAAACCAUAUUUGUCUGAUUGUCCCAUUGCUGGAAAUUAGCUGCAGAAGUACUAAAAAAAAAUAGAUCUAUUGUGUUCAUUUAUUUAGGUUAAUUUAAAAAAGAGAGACCUUUUUUGAUCAGAGGAUGAAAGAGGGGAAAUUGAGGUCAAGGGUUUAAUGGCAGGAUGGUCAAGUUUCAAUAACGGUUCAUGUUCAUACAUUGAUGUUGAGAUUGAGGUGGUUGAUGAAUGUGAGGUUAGGUUAAAGAGAUUGUUUGAUCAAGCUCUGUUGAUUUUUCUUGAGGAAGAGGGAAAGAGUAGGCCUCUCCCUGCGGUUCUCGGUGAGGGCAAGAAGGUUGAUUUGUUUAAGCUCUUUCUGUUGGUGAGGGAGAGGGAAGGGUUUGAUUCUGUGUCUAGUAAAGGGCUGUGGGAAUCAGUGGUUGAGAAAUUAGGGUUGGAUUGCUCUGUCUCUCCAUCUCUGAGGUUGAUCUACUCAAAGUAUCUGGCACGGAUGGAGAAAUGGGCGGUGGAGAAAUCGAGGGCUGUGAGUUGGGAUACUCGAGAUGGUAACAAGAAAGGGUGUCAUGAAGGUAUGUUGCAUGAGCUUGGGGAUGGAUUCAAGGGCUUGUUGGAAAAUGGAAACUGUCGGAAACGUAACAGAGGUUUGGUUUUCGGUUGUAACCAUGUUGAAGAGUCUGGUUCGGAGUUUGAAAGGUCUAGCAAGAGACUUGUAGAUUGUGGUCUUGAAGAUGAUGAAGAAGAAGUUGGAAUGUCUUGUGAUGACGAAGAAGAAGAAGAAGAUUUGGAUUUGUCAUUGGAAAAGGAAGAGACUUUACAGGGAAUGUUGAAGUGGCUUACUUCGGUCGCUACAUGUCCUCAUAAUCCAACCAUUGGAGUAAUACCUCACUGGUUAAAAUGGAAGGAGUGUGCCGGAAAAAACGAGUGUUGGAUCAAAGUGGCUAGAGCGAAGAAUGCUUUACUGGUUCAAAGAGACAAUUCCGAUAUCAGAUUUCAGAAUUCUCCACUUCUACUGGGUCACCAAACUAUUCAUCAUUCUAUGUAUGAAGACGAUCGUAAAUCAACAGGGAGGUUAAGAUACAGCAUAAGGCGUACACAUUUAUCCAGACCAUGUUCUUCUUCCUCGUAUACCAAUGGAAGUCCGGUCUCCAAUGAAAGAACAGACCUUAUAGCAGGAACAUCUAGAACCAGAACAGAUCUUGUUGCAGGAACAUCUGGAGCAGCAGACUUACAAGUGUACUCAAAUGCAAUCACAGAGCCAAACAAACCAGAGUUCCCGAGAAGGUACGUGGCUGUUGGACGUCAUUACCAAGCCCGAGUCGAUGAAUGGACAGGAUCCGGUUUAGACAGCGACACUAAAUGGUUAGGAACUCGUAUAUGGCCAUUAGUGAAUGAAGAAGCGUUAGAUCAUAGAACUGAUUUGAUUGGAAAAGGAAGGCCAGAUUGUUGCAGCUGUGAUAUCCUUCUCUCCGGUUACGUUGAGUGCAUUAGAUUCCACAUUGCAGAGAAGAGAAUGGAGCUUAAACGUGAUCUUGGCGAUGUGUUUUUCCAUUGGAGAUUCAAUCAAAUGGGAGAAGAAGUGUCUCUAAGAUGGUCAGAGUCAGAAGAGAAGAAGUUUAAGAAGCUGAUGGUUUCAGAUCCUGAGUCUUUUUGGAAAAAUGCGGUGAAGUGUUUCCGAGGGAAGAAGAGAGAGCAGCUAGUGAGUUAUUACUUCAAUGUGUUCUUGAUUAACCGGAGACGGUAUCAGAACCGUGUGACUCCGAGACAUAUUGAUAGUGAUGAUGAAGGAGCUUUUGGUUCUGUGGGUAACGGUUUUGGUCGUGAUGCUGUUUCUUCGUUUGGUUCAGAUAUUAUGAUAUGUUCUAUGAACACUCAGUGUGAUGAUGACUUUGAGUGAAAGAAGCAGAAGAUUGGAAUAUAAAACGUUUAACUCAUAGUUUCUCUUUGUGGAAGAAGUAUAGGAGAAGUUUGUAGUUUUUUUUUUUGUGACUUUGAAAAACCAAUGACUAGCAAAUUAAAUUUGGUACCUUUUGGAACAAAAUCGACUCUUAUUAGUUUUUCAAAGAGUUGUUUUUAAAUUUUUUUUUUAUCUUUUGGAUACAUUUUUUAAAAAUUCAUUCUUCAAUUUUCAAAGAGUCACAUACAUUGUAAUUUAAUUUAA
Thlaspi arvense is the source of this 2404-nucleotide messenger RNA. The record is from the annotation of a GenBank genome assembly. Lineage: Eukaryota; Viridiplantae; Streptophyta; Magnoliopsida; Brassicales; Brassicaceae.